Messenger RNA from Cyprinus carpio (common carp), 1425 nucleotides. RefSeq names its product mitochondrial calcium uniporter (gene mcu). NCBI's taxonomy places the organism in Eukaryota, Metazoa, Chordata, Actinopteri, Cypriniformes, Cyprinidae. Gene Ontology annotation, biological process: calcium import into the mitochondrion; mitochondrial calcium ion homeostasis. The transcript has 10 exons. Gene Ontology annotation, cellular component: uniplex complex; mitochondrial inner membrane. The record is from RefSeq and is a predicted model, not a curated record. Gene Ontology annotation, molecular function: calcium channel activity; uniporter activity. Bases 51 to 1331 code for a protein of 426 amino acids.
GACCGUGGUAUUUCAGUCUACGACUUCCUUUUACUGACAUAGUGUGUGUUAUGAGAUAUAAUCGUCUGUGUCAGAGUUUCACGCGUUUUUCGCUUCGAAAGUGGAACUACAGCAACCUGCUUGUGAAACAUUUGUUCUCAGUCGGUUCGCCCGCAGCACUUGCGUUCUCUCGGCCGGGUUUCACUCCAGAGAUGGCUGCGAAAGUGUGUAGAUCGGUCCUCCUCCUGUCCCGGAGCAGCGGAGCCGUAGCCUCUUCUGCUUUUCCCGCAUUCGGUGUCUCCUCACAGCGACAUCAUCAGAGCACAAGAACGGAGGCGCUGUCCAUUUCACUUGGAGGUCAUCAGACUGUCAGGAGAGCACACGGUCUGAGAACAGGUGCCAGGUCUGCUCUCUUCUGUCACCCCAGUGCCACUCUGACAGCCCAGGGCUGGAAGGGCUCCCCCUCAUGGCAGGGUCAAAGACUACUGUGUUCACCCGCUGCUACAGAAGACGUUACAGUGGUGUAUCAGAACGGCUUGCCGGUGAUCUCCGUACGUCUGCCGUCCCGACGAGAGCGCUGCCAGUUCACCCUCAAACCCUUGAGCGACACGGUGGGUGUUCUCCUUCAGCAGCUGCAGGCGGAGGACAGGGGCAUCGAUAGAGUCGCCAUCUACUCUACAGAUGGAGCAAGAAUAGCAUCCUCAACAGGAAUUGACAUUUUACUUAUGGACAGCUUUAAGCUAGUCAUUAAUGACACAACAUACCUGGUGCAGCCGCCCAGGAGAGAUCUGCUACCACACGAGGAGGCGGAGCGACUGAACGAUGUCAAGCUCCUGGUGCAGCAGCUCUACACCACCCUGCGCAUAGAGGAGCACCAGCUCACCAAAGAGAGAGAGCUGAUUGGACGACUGGAGGGUGGAGUAAAUUCUAAUCUCAGGCCCUUGGAGAAGGUUAAAGAAGAGCUGAGUAAGAAAGCAGAGCGCAGGACUACAUGGGUGCUGUGGGGUGGGAUGGCAUACAUGGCCACACAGUUUGGCAUUCUGGCACGGCUGACCUGGUGGGAGUACUCAUGGGAUAUCAUGGAGCCCGUCACAUAUUUUAUCACCUAUGGUACAGCAAUGGCUAUGUAUGCUUACUUCGUGCUGACACGUCAGGAAUAUAUUUACCCAGACGCCAGGGACAGACAGUACCUUCUGUUCUUUCAUAAGGGAGCGAAGAGAACACGCUUUGACAUUGAGAAGUACAACAAGCUGAAGGAUGCGAUUGCUGAGGCGGAGUUGGAUCUAAAGCGUCUUCGAGACCCGCUGCAGUUGCACCUCCCUGUCCAGCAAAUCAGUGCCAGCGAGGACUGAUGAGAACCUGAAACCCUUUCUUGCCUCUCUCUCUUACUUUAUUCUCUUCUGCCUCUUUGCGUUUUAUUUUUAUCUUUUUGUUUUAUCUCUACAA